AUGAGUAAUGGAUCAAAGAAAUUUUCAUCCUAUGAUAGUUUGCAAUUUGAAAAAGAGCAUUUAGAAACUUUUAUAGACUGGCCUAUAAAAUGGUUAAACCCAAGUGAUUUAGCACGUGAUGGAUUUUACUAUCUUAGAAAAGAUGAUCAUUGUGCUUGUGUUUUCUGUCAAGGUAUUGUAGGAGUGUGGGAAGAAGGUGACACACCUAGAAGUGAGCAUGAAAAACAUUUUCCAAAUUGUCUAUUUAUAAGGGGAAUGCCAGUUGGAAAUAUUCCAAUUAAAUAUGAUGAAAUAUUUGAUUCCCUAUCAUCUGUUCCUAAAUUGCAAAAUAGAAAGAUGAUGGAAAUAGAUGUCUGUGGUACACAUUCUAAUGGAUCUCUAAAGCAUACAUUGUGUUUACCUCAACAUAGUGGUCCUAAGCAAACAGACUAUUUAACAUAUGAGAAUAGAAUAAAAAGUUUUGCUGAAGGCCCCGAAGGUGUUAAACAAAAACCUGAAGAAUUGGCAGAAGCAGGAUUCUUUUACUGUGAUCUAAGUGAUCAUGUGCGAUGUUUCCAUUGUGGAAAUGGAAUACGUAAUUGGAAAUCUAAUGGUCUGCCCUGGAUUGAACAUGCACGCUGGUAUCCAGAGUGUAACUUCUUGCUUUUGACAAAAGGACAAGAUUUCAUUGAUAAGGCUCAACAAGAAAGAAAACCUCCUGUAGCUCCUAGUAAUGAUUUGUCUGUAUCAGCAGUUAAAAAUGUUAUUAGUGAAAUUGAUUUAAAUACUCUAAUGGAGUUGGAUAUUAUAUGUGAAGUUAUUUCCAUGGGAUUUCCACAAGAUAAAGUGAGAGCUAUUCUUCAACAAAAGCUUGAGCAGACUGGACAGCCUUUCUUUAAUCUUCAACAUUGUAUUCAAGCAACUUUAACGUACAUGGAAAAAGAGUUAAAACAUGAAAAUAGAAAUUUACACCAUAAUGUCGAAGAUACAUCUAUUAUUGAAUUCCCCUUAGGUUUGUGCUAUUAUUUCAUUCUCUUACACAGUUUUUAGUGCAAUUAUUAAUACACCA
Messenger RNA from Cherax quadricarinatus, 1048 nucleotides. The record is from RefSeq and is a predicted model, not a curated record. NCBI's taxonomy places the organism in Eukaryota, Metazoa, Arthropoda, Malacostraca, Decapoda, Parastacidae.